Molecule: messenger RNA, 834 nt
Organism: Lytechinus pictus (painted urchin)
Lineage: Eukaryota; Metazoa; Echinodermata; Echinoidea; Temnopleuroida; Toxopneustidae
Product: sulfotransferase 1B1-like
Exons: 5
Coding region: 1-834 (277 amino acids)
Biological process (GO): sulfation
Cellular component (GO): cytoplasm
Molecular function (GO): sulfotransferase activity
Source: RefSeq, a predicted model, not a curated record
AUGGCGGAUAGUCAGGAUUCUAUGACAAGCAGUGCUCUAAAAAGCAUGGCUGCCGGACUCAUGAAUACAUUCGAGUACCAAGGGAUUCUCUUUCCAGCCUACACCACACCAGAUACUCUGGUCGGAAUUAGAAACAUGGAUGUCAGAGAAGAUGACGUUAUAUUGACGUCAUACAUUAAAUGCGGUACACACUGGAUGGCUGAAAUUUUGUUGCUUAUACUUAAUUCAGGCAUCCCUCUCUCAAGCCAAGAUCGCUUCGAUCGAUCAUCUCAGUUGCUGGAGCUUCCCGCUUGGAUUCAUAAUAUGAGCAAAUCCUAUGAAUACAUUGCUACAAUUCCUUCCCCAAGAAUGUAUAUAACGCAUCUCCCGAUUCAGUUCCUGCCAGAACAAGUAUGGAAGAAAAAACCAAAGAUUGUAUACGUAGCACGCAGCCCGAGAGACUGCCUGGCGUCCUUGUUUAAUUACCUCAAACCUGAUCCUCAGCAAUAUACUUGGAAUGAGAUUUUCAAUUUAUUCACAUUGGAAAAGAUGCCUUACGGCUCAGUGUGGGAUCAUCAGUAUGGCUUUUGGAAGCGUCGCAAUGAUAGUAACAUCCUCUACGUCGAUUUUGAGGAUAUGAAAAUGGAUCCUGCCGGCAAUGCAGCUAAAGUAGCCGCCCACCUUGGCUAUGACCUCUCAGCUGAACAACUUGCUGAAGUCACUCGACUUUCCUCGCUCAACGAGAUGAAAUCCACCUACGCCAGACUUGAAGACGAGCUAGGCGACAAAGGAAAGCUACUCACCCAUGCUGCUGGUAUAUUACCAUUUCUUCACAAAGGUAUAUACGAAAGAUGA